GAGGUCGGUCAGUCUAUGCGAAGCACGGCACCAUGGACGGCUUCAUCUGCGCGCUGGUUGUCCUGGCGGCCGUGGUCGUGUACCUGGGGUGGCGGCAGGGCCCGGAGCACGACCUGACGGGCAAGGUGGUGCUGCUGACGGGCGCCGGCGGGGGGCUGGGGCGGCUGCUGGCGGUAAACCUGGCGGAGCGGGGCUGCCGGGUGGCGUGCGUCGACCUGGCCACCAAGCCCAACGAGGAGACGGCCUCCAUGGUGCACGCCCGGGGCCGGCAGCAUGGCGCCCAGCCACUGGCCAAGGCCUACACCGCGGACCUCACCAAGAGGGAGGCCAUCUCGGCCCUGGUGGAGGACGUCAUCAAGGACUUCGGCCAGAUUGACAUCCUGGUGAACAACGCGGGGCAGCUGCAAGGUGGCGCGAUUUGGGACCUGAGCGACGCCCAGAUGGACCUGGUGCUGGACGUGAACCUGCGCGCCUGCAUGCUGCUCGUCAAGGACGUGAUGCCCCACAUGAAGGCGCGGCGCUCGGGGCACAUCGUGACCAUCAGCUCCAUCGCCGCCCUCGCCCCCACCCUCAACACGUCGGCCUACGCGGCCACCAAGGCGGGCGUCAGUCAGUUCAUGGAGUGCCUGUACUACGACCUGCAGAGCCAGGGGCUCCACGAGAACAUCCACGUCACCACCGUCCAGCCGUACUUCAUGAACACCUUCUCGCAGCUGGAGGACGCCGUCAAGUAUAAUGGUCCGCUCGGCAAGCUGCUUUUCUCGUUCAUGGACGCCAAGGUCAGCGCGCGGACCAUAACGAAAUGCAUCGCGACUCGACAGCACGUGGCCAACCUGCCCGCCCACCUUGGAUUCACCGCCAGCCUGCUGCGCCUCUUCCCCAGGGCGGCGAUGGGCUUCGUCAUCGAGUCCCUCGCCAAGCCGGACAUGAAGAUCUUCGACUACAGCGCGACCCGCCACGGGCGCCAGCUCGCGGAGAAAUGACAUCGUUCCAGCUGCCGGUGUCCGCGACCGCAACGAGGACCCCACUCGGAGUUCUCUGCGGCCUUCAUGACCUCCUGGAGGGUGAUCUCGACGUUGGGGUUGUGACGGCUUGGCUGCUUCGGGCUUCAAAACGAAACAUGACACAGUAUUCACUUUA
Messenger RNA from Thrips palmi, 1140 nucleotides. RefSeq lists its product as uncharacterized. The record is from RefSeq and is a predicted model, not a curated record. The coding region runs from base 33 to 983 and encodes 316 amino acids. The transcript is spliced from 6 exons. Gene Ontology annotation, cellular component: lipid droplet. Lineage: Eukaryota; Metazoa; Arthropoda; Insecta; Thysanoptera; Thripidae. Gene Ontology annotation, molecular function: oxidoreductase activity, acting on the CH-OH group of donors, NAD or NADP as acceptor.